This is a messenger RNA of Hypoxylon trugodes, 3753 nucleotides long. RefSeq lists its product as uncharacterized. Gene Ontology annotation, biological process: transmembrane transport; metal ion transport. Lineage: Eukaryota; Fungi; Ascomycota; Sordariomycetes; Xylariales; Hypoxylaceae. Gene Ontology annotation, molecular function: metal ion transmembrane transporter activity. The transcript is spliced from 7 exons. Bases 1 to 3753 code for a protein of 1250 amino acids. Gene Ontology annotation, cellular component: membrane. The record is from RefSeq and is a predicted model, not a curated record.
AUGUCUACAGUCGCAGGCGAGGAUCUAGGUAGCCUGAGACUCGAGGCCCAGAUGGACCUUCAAGAGGCGACGCGCCCUAGCGCCAGUGAGGCAGGUGGAUCAGAGGCUGCCAUUAACGACCAUCCGGCGCGGAGCGAGGGUUCUGAUUAUGGCGAUGGUAUUGAGAACGAAAAGUCCAUCAGUAGCAGUGUCUGGCAUUGGGAUCCGGAGCCAGGGUUCGCGGUGGUUGAUGGUGAUAUCGACGGACAUGGCUAUAAUAAGACCGACGUUGACAUUAUCGCUGUUCCCUGCGUUGGCGCUUCUCCCAUCGAAACAUGGGCUCGGGAUCCUCUCAAAGACGGCUACUUUGGCUUUCCGGAGUCGACGGAGUUGGACAAGUACCCGACGGUCAAGGAGUUGCCAGGAAGCAGUGUCCUAUCGCCCACUAUAAGUCCCAACCUGGGUAAAGCGAAUCAUCUAUGGAUACGGCAUGGCAUUCGAAAAGAAAUCAGCACGGCGAGGGUGAUGCUGUAUCGUCAUCGCGAACUAGCAGAGGGUAUGACGCUUGACUCGGCGGCCGACGACCUUUUGGAUCAACUGGUGAAGAUGCGCUCGGAUUUGACUAAAGCUCGUCCUCUCUUCUUCAUAUGUCAUAGUAUUGGUGGUUUAGUCGCGAAGUUGGCUUUGGUAAAAGCGAGCUUGGACCCUGACCUGAGACCUCUGGUUUAUGAUUGUCAUGGCAUAGCUUUCUUUGCCACGCCCCAUCGAGGGUCCAGUUACAUGUCGAUGCCUCACCUGCGAGAGAGUAUACAGCACUUAUUAUAUCUACAGAGGCCUCUACCUAGGUCCCUUGCACGCCAACUUAAACUAGGGAACAGAUCGCUGCUAGAGAUACACGACCAAUUCAUGGAUAUUUCUAGUGAGAUGCGUAUUUGGACUUUUUACGAAACCUUCGACUCGCAGCUAUCUGGAUUCGGCGGAUCCGAUUUCGACGAAGUUCAUUUCAGCGCCCCGUUAACCUCGAUCAAGUCAGGACUGGUGGGCAGCCGGGGUGAACAGGCGCUAUCCCUCGAAAGCGAUCAUGCUCACUGCGCUUCGUUCGGGCACUUGAAUAUCCGAACGAUGCAUUCAUUCUUGGCGGACUUGGGCACGGCGGCGCGAAAAGCGGAGGAAUUGACCGCAAAUUUCGUCCAUACGCCACUAAGACUCAGUGAGAAGGUAAAGCUCGAGUUGGUUGGUUUCUAUGAGGACCCUGAUAGCGAGGCUACGGGCCAUGACAUUAGGUUGUAUAUUUCCAAACACGUUCUGAAGGACUUCCUCGAAAAAGGACCAGAGAAGUGCUUACAGGAGCGAAUGAAUACUGUAGCAUCAAGGAGGCACCGAGGGUUAUUAUCUCCGUCGCGACGUCCGCUAUCAGGCCCAUCACCGGUAGUGAGUGCACUCGGGAUCCUGAGUGAUGUUGGCCAGAGGAUUCUAGGUAGUGUUCAGCCUAAUAUUUCACCGGAGAGCCCUGUGAACGAACAGGCUCGUGGUCAGUCACCUGAGAUUGUUGUUACAAGCCAUGCUUCUCGGCCGUCUAUUUCUGGCGCAUCAACGGAACCUGUUCCUAUGGUUGCGCCGAGAAGCCGAGGUCUGACUAUUCCUGCUCUCUCAGCAGCCGGAUUUCAUCUACCGCCUGGUAGGGGCAGUAGCGAAACUGUAAGGACGACGAAUUCCGAGCCCACUGAUGUUGCAGCGGAGGCCGGUGACCCUGGCGCAGAGGGUCGUGGGAGACGAGAUCGUGGUAGUCGUGCUUCGGUGUUACAUGAUGCGACAGCAGGCUUUUCCCGACCGGAUCCAUCCAGGAGGAAGUUCAUGUGGCUCCAUCUGCCGUUUAAUAAUCCCCACUGGGUCAAGAAAAUCUUCGAUAAGCUCUCUGAAACCCAAGGUCAGAGUUAUGCCAAGCUUCUCAGCAAUGAAAAUUGGGUCAACAAGCAUAUUCAAGGUCGCCAUACGAAUCUAUAUGCUUCGUAUGUCAAGCCGGGGUGUGCAUUCGUUCCCGGAGAAGCAGGUUCCCCACGCCCCCUAUCUCCAACCGGGUCCGAGAGAAGUCGUAGCCCAGCAAUGACCCCAACUCACCUCUACCUAUACAUGCCAUAUCUCCACUAUGACACCUACUUAAAUAUUGUGCGACGCCGUAAUAUUCUUAAACGAAGGGCGGAACAUGGCAGAGCAAGACCGGUCCCGAAAGAUAUUUCAGAACUUGAAUCGCUAGACUCGCGAGUGAUUUGGGAGUACAUCGGACACGACCCACCUCUUAAUACGCGAAGGACGCUAGAUCAAUACGGAUAUCCGGCUCUCCGAGAUACAUAUGCGCGAGACGACGAGCAGAUGCUGUAUAAGCUUACGAAAGAGAAGGCCACGCUUCCGUUUACCCAGUUCAUUCGCAAACCCGGCGCAUAUAGGAACGUAGAUGGGGCGAACCGCAAAAUGAAAGAUGACUCUAAAUUGGAGGACGAGUUACUUGACGGAAAUGUUCUGAUGGUGGAUCAAUUGUGGCUUUGGGCGGUUAAUAUGACGACGUUGACGACUUUCUUCCCGAAACGCGAAUCCCAUCCGACAGAAGGCCCUCUAUUCCAACAGGCAGAUCUAAGAAAUAGUAUCUAUAACGAGUUGAACGGAGACCUGAGUGGCCGUUGCGAUAAUGCACUGGAUCUUGCUGCUUUUGUAACGUUGCAUGCUGUCACGGUUCUGUUGGAUCGGACGUCGCACCCCGAUCUUGACAUCUUCCGCAUUUUUGAAGAGGCUCUUGGAAUACUCACUGAGAGGAUGACUUCGUCACUCAAACGAUUCCGAAUGCAGACGUUCGUAGACAAGAUGGACGACUCCGACUCCGAAGACUUCGAAGCUAGUCGAACCGAAACCAUUAAGCAGCGACAUAAGCGAGAACUAGAGCGAGCCGAACACGAAAAUCGCGAGAAUACAUCCGUUCUACUUGAGUUGCGAGAUAUGGAAGAUGAGCUUGGUACGAUGAAGAACUUGUUCUCGGAGCAAGAAAGUACAAUCACAUUGAUGAAGGAGAACUAUGAAAAACCUGAGCUACAGCAAUAUACUGAGAAUGGCCGUGGGUUCUUGGAGGAAGCGUUAAGACGACUGCAGGAAUACCAGAAACAGGUUAAUGAAAUGAUUGACCGUGUGGAUAAUACCAAGAAAGACUACGAGAAGCUUCAGGAAAUGGUGCAGCGCCAAGCACAAGUAGAUGAGGCGCGAUGGUCACGGCUACAAACGGAGCUAGCUAGCUCGCAGAACCUAUCGGUCAUGAUCUUCACGACCUUCACGGUGCUAUUCCUACCUCUUAGUUUCUUCACUAGUCUGUUCGGCAUGAACACCAAGGAAUGGGGCGGCGAAGACGACAACUUUGCUAGUCUCGGACUGAUCGGCGCCAUUUCACUCCCUGCCUCAGCCGUACUAAUCGGUGGCACACUCGCCGCGGCCUACAGCAGCCGCGUACAAGUAUUCUUCAAGGCAUCAUUCAAAUUGACGAAGAACGGGCUCCAACGAAUGGCAUCCGAAAUCGAGGAUAUAGGAUCCGAAGCCGCGCGACAGCGAAAACAAGAACGGGAACAGAAACAAGCAAGAGAAGAAGAGAUGCGUCGUCGACGCGAACGUGGAUACGACUUCUGGGAGUCUGUUAAGACGGAGCGACAUCGUGAAUAUGUUAUUCCUGAGAUGAAUCGCAAGACGGCGACGUGGAGGUCGAAUACUAAGAGUCUUGCUUCGAAGGAGAAGUUGUGA